This is a messenger RNA of Baudoinia panamericana UAMH 10762, 1192 nucleotides long. RefSeq lists its product as uncharacterized. Lineage: Eukaryota; Fungi; Ascomycota; Dothideomycetes; Mycosphaerellales; Teratosphaeriaceae. The record is from RefSeq and is a predicted model, not a curated record. The transcript is spliced from 4 exons. The coding region runs from base 13 to 882 and encodes 289 amino acids.
UUGCAUAGCAUCAUGCGAGAUCUGUGUGGUAACCGGAUCGUCCUUUUACCGCCUGACGAGUUUCCACCAGAAGGAGAAGAGGAGCCAACGGUCCUUGACUGCGGCUAUGGCAAAGGGGCGUGGAUUGAUAGCCUGCUAGAGGAACAUGAGGAUUGUGAGGUCACCGGAGUCGAUAUCUAUCUUGGCGACGGCACCGAUGACGAGGAAGAUCCGGAAGACGACGAUGACAGUGACGGGGACGGCGUUGAAGAGUUCGUCAAGAAAAGGUGGAAUCUCAACGCAGCGUUCCGCCAUGAUCGUAGCGCCUCUCGUCUGCUACCGGAGUCCUUUGACCUCAUCAACAGCAGGUUUCUUGCCGAAGGGAUCCAUCGAAGCCGUUGGCCAUCCUACAUCCGUGACCUUAAGCUUUUGCUGAAGCCUGGAGGAUGGGUGCAAAUGGUUGAGCUGGAGCUGCUCUUCCAAUCCGAGAACGGCAGACUUGCUACCAAUUCCAGCGAGCCGCUGAUUAGAUGGAGCGAGGUGUACCGGGAUACAAUGUUGCGCAAUAACAAGGAUCCGCGGAUUGGGCGCCAAAUGGGCAAUCUGCUGAACACAGCAGGUUUCGAGCGAGUCUUUACACGCUCGCUUAGGCUCAACAUUGGCGCAUGGAGCGGAAAUUCCAUCGGCGUCGACAUCCGCGACAACAUCCGCAAGACCUUACGUGCCGUCCUGCUCUGGCCGUGCGCAGGUCAUUUCUCCGGUCAGCAGCCGUAUAUGGACCCGAAUGAAUACCGCAGCAUGAUCCGCGCCGCCGAGGAACAGCUGAUGAACGACAACAUCAAGCCAUACUGUUCCGUAUGGAUCGCUUGUGGUCGACGACCGCUCACACGAAGUCGCAGGUGAACUAAGAUCUCGCAAGAUCAACAAUCCAUGUCUAAGGCUCAAUCACCGUAUAGAAGGAUGCUGGACAAUGCUGCAUUACCUGCCUGGUGAGGUGACAUUGCGCGGGCUGCGCUUCUGCUACAUCGCCAAAACCAUGGACGAGCUCUGACGCACAUGCCUCUCGUACACCAUUCUAGCUUGCGCUAUCUGGGUGUACGAAUGGCCCGCCGGCAUGCACCGAGGCUCAACGAAGACUGCAGCGCCUUCAAGCACUCCCUCCUGCAAUAUUCGUUUGGAACAUUCGUCCAACGUCUGACAGCUGUACACCCCA